This is a messenger RNA of Ictalurus furcatus (blue catfish), 1995 nucleotides long. It is a transcript of the gene ilk, whose product is annotated as integrin-linked kinase. The transcript is spliced from 13 exons. Gene Ontology annotation, biological process: integrin-mediated signaling pathway; cell-matrix adhesion; protein phosphorylation. Gene Ontology annotation, cellular component: focal adhesion; stress fiber. The coding region runs from base 234 to 1592 and encodes 452 amino acids. Gene Ontology annotation, molecular function: protein kinase activity; protein binding; ATP binding. The record is from RefSeq and is a predicted model, not a curated record. NCBI's taxonomy places the organism in Eukaryota, Metazoa, Chordata, Actinopteri, Siluriformes, Ictaluridae.
UGCUGUUUUGUUGUUUGAGGGAACACUUCAUUACCACAGAAAGGCGGUUCCUGUACGUCUUCGACCAGGGUGUGGACAGCGAGGGUUGGGGUCUGUCACGCUGUCCUUUCUCGUGCCUUCAUUCAGCCAGAGCUGCCACUUCAACAGGUAGCGCUGCAUCACACCCCUCUCCCAGGGCACUCCUGGUAGGGGACGAAGGAUUCCACUAGCCCGAGGAGACAUAAGGAGCCACAAUGGACGACAUCUUCACCCAGUGCCGAGAGGGUAACGCUGUAGCCGUCCGCCUCUGGCUGGACAACACAGAGAACGACCUUAACCAGGGAGAUGAUCACGGAUUCAGUCCACUGCACUGGGCGUGUCGGGAAGGCCGCUCCAAUGUGGUGGACAUGCUCAUUAUGAGAGGAGCCCGCAUCAACGUGAUGAACCGCGGAGACGAUACACCACUCCACCUGGCUGCUAGCCAUGGACACCGUGACAUUCUGGGCAAGCUAAUCCAGUUCAAAGCUGACACCAAUGCAUCCAAUGAACAUGGCAACACCCCGCUCCACUACGCCUGCUUCUGGGGCCAUGACUUGGUCGCUGAGGACCUUGUCAAUAACGGUGCUCAAGUGAGCAUCUGUAACAAAUAUGGAGAAACACCAGUGGACAAAGCCAAGCCACACCUCCGUGACCAUCUGAAAGAAAUGGCUGAGAAGCAAGGACAGAAUUUGACCAAAGUUCCCUUUAAGGACACCUUCUGGAAGGGCACAACCCGAACACGACCACGCAAUGGUACACUAAACAAGCAUGCUGGCAUUGACUACAAGCAGCUCUCAUUUAUGGCCAAGGUCAAUGAAAAUCACUCAGGAGAGUUGUGGAAGGGCCGCUGGCAAGGGACGGAAAUUGUGGUGAAGGUGCUCCAUGUUCGGGAUUGGACCACCAGAAAGAGUCGGGACUUUAAUGAGGAAUACCCCAAACUGAGAAUCUUCUCCCAUCCCAAUGUGUUGCCCAUGUUGGGGGCGUGUCAGUCGCCCCCUGCUCCACACCCCGUCAUCAUAACACACUGGAUGCCGUAUGGCUCCCUUUACAACGUGCUCCACGAGGGCACCAACUUUGUGGUGGAUCAGAUGCAGGCGGUGAAGUUUGCGUUGGACAUUGCAUGUGGGAUGGCCUUCCUUCAUACACUGGAGCCCAUGAUUCCACGUCACUAUCUCAACAGCAAGAGUGUCAUGAUAGAUGAGGACAUGACAGCCAGGAUAAGCAUGGCAGAUGUUAAGUUCUCUUUCCAGUGUCCUGGCAGGAUGUAUUCUCCAGCAUGGAUGGCCCCUGAAGCUCUGCAGAAGAAGCCAGAGGAAAUUAACAGGCGUUCUGCAGACAUGUGGAGCUUUGCUGUGCUGCUGUGGGAACUGGUCACCAGAGAGGUACCGUUCGCUGAUCUCUCCAACAUGGAGAUUGGCAUGAAGGUGGCACUAGAGGGUCUGCGUCCCACAAUCCCGCCUGGCAUCUCGCCCCACAUCUGCAAACUUAUGAGGAUCUGCAUGAACGAAGAUCCUGCCAAGAGACCCAAAUUCGACAUGAUCGUGCCCAUCCUGGAGAAGAUGCAAGACAAAUAAAGAGCCCUGGCUGUUCUCUCUCUACACUUCUUUCUACAAGUCCCCUGCGCAUAAACAACCUCCUCACCCUCUUCAUAUGCUGAUUUGCACCAGUAUUGCCUUAAACCCGCCAUUCACCAAAGUGCUCUGUCACUGUAACCUUUCAGCAAUGAAAGCACGUUUGUACUUUGUACGUGUCGGACUGUUUAGUGUUAUCCUUGCAAUCUCUCUUGUACUGUUCUUUGUGACACACAAUCAGUGGAUGAUUGUGUAUGUCUGGCUGUACGUAUGUCUGCUCUGUGUGAGGGGUUUACGGAGACAGAUAGGGAAGUAUUUAAAUGCCUCUUAAUAGCCAUAAAUCAGCGUGUUGGUGAUGAGGAGCAUGUGACACAGUGAAUGUACUGUAACAACGAAACUGUACCAU